AUAAUCCUAACACAGAACAGAGGAUUUCAUUCAGGACGCAUUUGGAGUCGCGCACUUUGACCAGAUGCCAGCAGCAUCAGAUCUGGCACAAAUUCAAUGAACCGCCCUUUACCUGGAUUCUGCAAUUAAUAAGAAAAUAAUAAUAAUUUUUAUAGUCUAGCAUUAAUAUAUGAAGAAUGGGCUGCGCAAUAUCAGGUCUGGCUGCAAAAGCGGAGUUUGGAGAGAGAAACACAGAUGCAGCCGCUUCUGCUGUUUGUCCCAGCGGGGAUCAAAUUCAGAUGAUCAAGGAGUCGUGGAAAGUUAUCCGGGACGAUAUAGCUAAAGUUGGAAUUAUUAUGUUCGUCAGGUUGUUUGAGACCCAUCCUGAAUGUAAGGACGUCUUCUUCCUGUUUCGAGACGUGGAGGACCUGGAGAGGUUACGGACCAGCCGGGAACUAAGAGCACACGGCUUACGGGUGAUGUCUUUUAUCGAGAAAAGUGUGGCUAGACUGGACCAGCUGGACAGACUGGAAGCUCUGGCUCUGGAGCUAGGAAAAAGCCAUUAUCAUUACAACGCCCCUCCUAAGUACUACAGUUACGUCGGCGCAGAAUUCAUCAGCGCCGUGCAGCCAAUCCUGAAGGAGAGGUGGACGGCCGAGCUAGAGGAGGCAUGGAAGACCAUGUUCCAGUAUGUGACGGGCCUCAUGAGGCAGGGAUACCAAGAGGAGAGCAAGCGGCAGCACCUCCUUACCCUCUCCCCAAAGGACAGGCCAGAGAAGAGCAACACGGCGCUAUGAGACGCUUCUCCUCUCGACCAAAUAUCAAGACUGUUUUACCAGUUCUGCACAGAAAUGUGUUUGUGUAUAUAGUGUAUUUAUUGUCUUCUUUUCUACAUCACUCAUGUUCACCACAGUCAUUGUUUCCUACUGUAUCACGACCAACAACAAAAGUUCAAUGACUUUUAACAAAGCACUUUAUUGCUGAACUUAAAUUCCUCUGCAGGAUUCAGGAGGAUGACGAGACAAUACAAAGGGUUGACAAAAUAUACUGGCUGCACUUAAACCUGCCUUGUGAUAAAAAAAAGAAAUGACCUUAUAGAAUUACAGCCGAUACUUUGUCUCUGUAUUCAUAACUCAAAUAUGCUUUUCAGUAAAUCCACGAGUUUGAA
Molecule: messenger RNA, 1147 nt
Organism: Labrus mixtus (cuckoo wrasse)
Lineage: Eukaryota; Metazoa; Chordata; Actinopteri; Labriformes; Labridae
Gene: xgb
Product: x globin
Exons: 5
Coding region: 177-776 (199 amino acids)
Molecular function (GO): oxygen binding; heme binding
Source: RefSeq, a predicted model, not a curated record